Messenger RNA from Toxoplasma gondii ME49, 13860 nucleotides. RefSeq lists its product as hypothetical. The record is from RefSeq and is a predicted model, not a curated record. The transcript has 4 exons. NCBI's taxonomy places the organism in Eukaryota, Apicomplexa, Conoidasida, Eucoccidiorida, Sarcocystidae. Bases 288 to 12851 code for a protein of 4187 amino acids.
UUCUUGGGAUCUUCACGCUCAGAAUGUUCCAGCGUUGUUACAAGAAAACCGGUGAGACAUCUAGAUGUUCUUCGGCACCUGAAAAACUGGCAGCCAAGUGGCAGCUGCAUAUUCCACAGCCCGUUGUUAAGGAGCAAAGUCUGCAGAACACGGCAGCGUUGUGCAAGCAAUUCACCAAGCGGGUUCCCACCUCUUACUAGUUCUUUUGCCCCCCCUUUCCCCCCAUUUCCCGCAGCUAACCUAUUUGUCGGAAGCGGGUGAUUUGUUGGUUGUCUUUUCUUCCCGGAAUGGAGCGCUGGGGGUCUGCCCCUCCAACACAGCAUGGAGGGCAGAGAGCGCUGCCACGACAGGAUCGCUCGUCGCCUCCGUUGCGCAAAGACGUAAAGGGAGUUUCGCCGCCCAUCCCGGUCGUUCCCUUUUCUUCUCAAUCUGGAAGCCGAUCUCUUGGGUCUCCACAAGGAAAUUACAUGCCGUAUCGGCACGAAGCAGCUUCUGAGUGUUCGGGGAAAAAAGGGUCUCAUAGAAUACCGUCACGGAGUGUGUCCAGAUCGGGUUCUCCAUCCACUGGAAUGGACGCCAAGCCACUAUCGGUUCCACGGCCUUUCCAUCGUUCCUGGUCGACGAAUCCUCAACCAGGAAACGGCCAUUCUUCGCAUGUUUCAGGAAGCAGUCGCCUCUCCCGGUCCUUAACAAGCCACACACCGUUCCACAACGCUCCCAACACCGUCCUUCUUGUCGGAGGAAACUCUGCGAGCCAGCGAAGGCGACUUACUGACGGAACUUAUGUCCCGAUUGUGGCGUUAACUGCUCCACCCUCAGAAGACCGAACGGGAAAGCAGUGUUCGUCAUCACCUGCUCGGCAGCACUCGUCUGGGAGCCGUGCUAGCAGCGCUAACCACCACUCCACACGUCACAGCUCUUCUCGGGUUAUUCAGAAAUCGCUUUCUCGCAGCCGUAGUGUGUCCCACCACCGCAGCCUGCAGAAUUCUCAUGUAGAUAUCCAAAAGUCUCACAGUAACGACCACCACUCUCACGGCAGCGGCCGCCUUUCUCACAGUUCGCACCACAGUCGGCACUCAAAGUACCGCCACGGGCAUCACCGGAGCUCUCGGAACCACUCGCCUUCGCCUUCCCAUCACUCUCGACACCGUGACAGUUCCAAUCCCAGUCAUUCUCGCGGAAAAUUCGCGUCGCCAUCGAGGAACUAUGGUUCCAGAACGUCGCAUCGGCCGCAUUCGCGGGACAGGAAGAUUGUCGAGAAUCCCCGAACUUCUCAUGACAGCCGUACCGGAUCCACGCUUCCCGAUUUUUCUUUGUCGCCUUCUCGAUAUGCCCCGCCUAUCUCGCCGCCUCGAACCCAUCAAACGUCCUAUGAGUUGGACAAAACUGCGCCACCAUACCACCCCGUUGCCCACUACAACUACAGCGAGCGGGAUUUUUCUCCAAGACAUCAGUCGCCGCGUUCCGGCUUCCAGCCGUCUCACGCCAUUGAAAAUAAGUAUGGAAGAGGGACAUCGCGUGUAGAUGUUUUAGACAGACUCCACUGCAAUGCUCGAGUGAGUGAGACCGACUCUUACCGACCAGGAAUUUCGAUAAUCGGAGGAAAGCAACUCAAACCUAUUCGUGCCCGUUCUCCGCGCCGUUCACGCUGCUACGCAGCCAACGUCGACUCUGAUGGACGGUUUUCGGCAUUCUACCAGUCCAAUGCUCAACGUACGAUUUCUCCUAGCGAUACCUGCCGUCCACGGGUAGUAGCACGUCCACCACCGUCGACUUCAAGAUGCAGUCCGACCUGUGCACAAUCGCGCCGUUUCGCUCCUCUGGAUUAUUCAACUUCAAGCGCGACUCGUCCUCUGCGAAAUGUCCCAGUGUACUUGCCUUCUCGGAGGAAUUCGCCUUCCCGGCGUCCUCCUUCCCAAGAAGGCCGAACCCACUGCAGUCCAGUAGGCGGUCGAUCGGGAUGCAGAGCAGAUCCCUCCUUGCGCGACUGUUGCUCAGACAUCCCUCCACGGGGCCAGUGGCUCUCAGGGAAGACAAGAACAAAACUCUCUGAUUUUUGCCGUUCUGGUCGCCUUACCCCGGUGACGGGAUGCGCAAAAGCUGCACAGGAGGACUCGUUUUUUGGCAGCCUUCCCAAUUCUUCUUGCCAAGGAGAGAUGCACUCCUUCCGUCGACCGUUCCGAGCCAGCUCCUCGGAGCACUGUCCACUUUCAGGGCUCCGUACACCGAGUCCGCUGUUAACUAGUGCGCACUGCCAUGGAGCUAUUAAUAUGUCUUGUUCCUCUUUGCCGUCUGUCUGCGGGGGGUCUGCUCUUCCCGUGGAUCUCUCACGUCGCUCGCCGCACUGUCACCCCGUGAGCACCAUUCUGGGGGACUGCGUGACGCAACGGAAGUCUGCGGCAUGCCGGACAAAUUCGCCCGCUGGCAGAUGUUUCGACAGCUUGGCGACACAGUAUCCACCUCCUCCUUGUCUCAAACUUCACCGCCUUACCCACGACGAGAGAAACCAUCUUCCGCGCGACAAUCUGCCUCUGUCGCCUGGCCGAUGCAUUCUUCAAGAACCCACGGAUGAAGUGGAAGCGAGACGGGCUAUCGAUACGGCCGACCAGCUCCUGAAAAACGCGUCGCCCAGCGCACGGGUUCGUGGGAAUCUGAGUUAUGAACAAGGCUUGUCGUCAGUUUCGUACAAAAGGGAAGCGGAUUCUUUGGGCAGGCGCUCCCCUUCACUAGGAAGGCGGGACUUUGCCAGCUCGGCAGCCGCCUCUACGCCUUUCCUGGAAAGCAAGCGUAGUGGGUGUUCUCGGGAGUUUUGUGAGUCGAAUUUUCAGGUGUUCUCUAGCGCGCCGUAUCCCGAGCUCACAAGUGAACGAAGUAUCUGCUCUUCGCAGUCGCUCUCGAGCUCGAGACGAAGACCACUGUGCUCUCGUCGACCCGACACGGAAACGACUCUUUUGCGCGCUUUGAAAUCCGGCCCAUCUUCUCUCCCGGCCUCGGGUUCUUCAUCGACUUCUACCGCCCCGUUUCUGUCCUCUGUACCGGGAAGAAUCGACAAAGGAAGCUGUCUCGGCCGUGUCCCGCUUGAGGGUACCGGCCUGCGGUGCAGUCACCACUGUGACUGUCUAGAGACCCGCGACGAGUCGUGUCUUCCGAAGCGGAAAAGCAUGGAGACUUCCUCGUUCCUGUCUGUCUCGCACGACAAGCCACGGCUUCCUGCUCGGGUCUCAGGCGAAAUUGCCGCCGAGCGCCUGCGCCAUAGACUGGAUCAAUGCCAGCGGGUGGAGGAGUGUAAAGACGGACUUCCCGCCGGUCGCCGUGACUCCGGCGGGUGCAUCGACAGCGGCAUACAUGCUGACACCUGCCACGGCGUUCAUGCGGCCCGCCGGUCACCAAUUUCGCCGCUCUUCGAAGCGAGCCGAUGCACUCACCUUUCAGAGGUCGAAGCCAUUGAGGCUGAAGUGGAAUUCGUUGAGAAGAGGCGCCGCGCCCGCGAGAGGGGCCAAGAAGACAAGCGUACGGAGACCCUUCUGCGCUCCUUCACCUGCCUCCCCCGUCUGUCCCUUCAAAACGCGAAGCGUAUCGACACUCAACAGAAAGCUCUUCUAACCGCACGAUCGCGUUUUCCCGCCAAGUGUUGCUUUCCAGGGGAUUCUGAGGCCGACGCCGCAGCAUGCAGCGAUCUGUCCGAAAGCCACACCCAGAACCUCGGUUCUGCCCUUGCGUGUGCCCACCCGCCUAGCCCCCACACCCGCCAGCCCAGCAUUCGCCUCGAGUCUCCGUCGGGUCUUUACCUAGGCAGAUCGAGUGGCAGGCGCAUAGCGGAAAGCAGCUGUCCGUCGUCUCUGGGGACCCCGAAGAGCAAUUUCGAGACUUCAGUGUCUCUCUCUUCGGGCGCCUCGCGAGCGCAGCGUGUAGCUGAGAUCGUCGAGCGCCUGAGUCGAGUGCAAGAAGCGGAGUGCGCGAAUCUGAGAAGACGCUCGGCGGAACGCGCCGCCCGGAGUCGUCUGACGCCUCCAGGUAUGAACAUGCCGACCCUUGAAGGCUGCCGGCGGGCCAACGCGUGCACGGAAGAGAUAAAGAGUUUGCAAGAAGCCUCUGCGCCUGAGGGCGCCUUCCCAGUCUGCCCCUUGCACGGUGGAGGCGCAAAAAAUCCGAGAAUAAGAGACGAAGAGUGGAAGCGAGACCAGAAACCUAGAGGGACCGCACUGAAGCUGAACGCCGAGCAACGCUCGCAACUCGCAGCGGCCUGUGAGACCCGGAACGCCCUCCUUGCGGCUCUAGCCUCACGAGCGCGACGCAGAAGAGAAGAAGCGACCGCGAGAAAGCGUCGCGAUGGGGGAAGACACGCUGGAAGAACAGAUGGGUUCCAAAGACACCGGCACGACGGUAGGGGCGAGAGGCACCUCUCGCCUUCUCUAGGGUCGCCUCUCAGCUCGCGACCCGCUGCUUCUAGCGUUCCCAACUUGUCCAUUUCGUCAAAGUCGUGUCCUUCCUCUUCUUGUUCUGUCCAGACGGCCUCCUCAAUCGCUUCCCGUCCGCCGUCGUCGAUCCACUCUGGCAGUCGCGCCUCCUCCCUUUCCGCCGCUUCUCCCUCCCUACCGUCGCCCAUCUCCCCUCACUCCGAGGAAAGACACCCGAAGCGUUCAGGAGACCUGAAGAGUUCAGAAGGUCAGAAGAGUUCAAGAGAUCUGGUGUCUGUACAGCUCUUGCAAGUCCCUUCCGCGAAAGGCUCCAAACCGCCGCGUCGCUCAGGCUCCAACGCUUCAGCCCCAGACCAACCGGCCUCUCCUCGGCGCUCGGCUUCUCCAGUAGAAUCUCCGAGAGACCUUGCCCCUCCCUCAAGAAGUCUCAGUCGUGCCUCUUCGGCGGCCAACUCGAGAAGCGACGGGAGUGUCUCUACUAGCAGGCUUGCGGAGAUAAAAAAAGCGAACGAGGGCGACAAGAAACAGGAGAGCAAGGGGGGGAAGAAGGAGGUGAAAGAAGAAAAAAAGAAAGAGAAGGCGGCGCGGACGCUGUCGCCCUCGCCGACUGUGCAGAGCAUCAGCUCCCGCGCGUCUUCAACGCGAAGCAAAGGGAAUCCGGUGAAGCUUUCGUCUUCCGCUGACGCGCCACACGCGCAGAGGAAAGAGAAAGGCAAAGUGGGGGGGAAGAGGCCGACGAAAGAAGUCUGGGACAAGACAAGAGACCAGACCGCCCUCUCGCCGCUUCCUAGCGCGAGUGUGAGCAGAGCGUCGUCGACCGCGAGUGUCUCCCGAGGCCACCACACGGCUCGCUCUAGAAACAAAAAUCUGGGCAAGACAGCGAAGAAAGAGAAACAUACAAAGUCUGUCAAGGCCCUGUCCCCGUCUCCCAGCAGGAGCCUGAGUCGCGCCGCUUCGCAUUCGAGCACGCGCAGCCACCACAGGAGACUCUUGGGGAAGCCUGAGUCCACCCAGGAGGGAGAGAAGAGAGCGAAGACGCACAAGACCCACACAAGCAGUUCUUCCUCAACUUGCGUGAAGGGAAAGAAGGCGAGGGAGGCGCCUCCUGGAGAGCCGAACAAAGAACUGAAGCGAGGCGCCUCGGCCAACCCCUUGGUCGGCAUGACUUCCCCUAAGCGCAUACACUCGAAGAAACCGCUGUCGCUGUCGCCCUCUCCGUCUCGGCAACAGCGCCAUAACGCGUCCCUGAAGAAGCAAAAAUCAUCGUCUGCUCACGAGAGACACUCCUAUCGGCGCUCUGUGACGGCCUCAACUUUGCCGAGCCCUGAGGCUCUGGCAAGGGGAAGACGUAUCUCCCGGGGUGGGUCUGCCCAGCGUGAGCAGGCACAACAGAAAGAGAAACGCCGAGACGAAGACGCCCGGAAACGCCCCCACGGAUCCCAGCGACUGCCAAGCCAACUGCACCACUCUCAUGACAAGAAAAGCAAAACACACAAAAGUGCCUCACCUUCAGUCUCCCCUUCAGCUGCUCAUUCUCGCUCUAACUCGCACUUGCCCUCUCGGUCUCCUUCUCAUUCUCGUCUAGCUUCUGCUUCCUAUCUCUCUCCUUCGCGCGCCUCGUCCAGGCGACACGGGCGAGAACACAGUUCGAGUUCGGUGGGUUCCAAGACGCACAAGACGAAAGAUUCCGAGAGACACAAGAGGACGAAGGACGAUCCGACAAGCUCGCCACCAAGUCGCAAGGACCCGUCGCAAGCGGGUGGAAAAGACGCGUCGCAUGGCCAGCAUUGCCUGGCGGCGUACCCACUGGCUGCGCACUUGCCUCUGACGCCUCGCGAGGUUCUGCCUUUUUCAGAGUGCUUCCUAGGGGAGGGGAAACCGCGGGGCAAAGCUCCUGAAGCGUCUUCCCCCUCCACGCAGUUCUUCGCCUCUCUCGCGGACCUGCUUUCGCCGACUUCUCGCGGAGCUCCUGAUGGACGAGAACGGUCACCAGCCUCUGCGGACGUCGUGCAAGAAACUCUGGCGAAAGCUGGACUUCUCUGCGGGUCUUUCGCUUCCCUCUUCUCCCCUGGAUCUCUUGUCUCACAGGAAGCAGGACUCAAGCGGUGGAAGGAGGAAACGAGGAACGAGAGCAACUCGGCACUGGCUGCGGGGCCGGAGAGUAAUGGAAGAGGCGAGGCGACUCAGACAGCCGACGAGGCUCCUGUACAUCCGACAGCGCUCGUGGAUUCGCUGUUGAGGGAAAUGAGCUCGAAAGUGGAAGGAUCUUCUGUUUCGCGUUCUCUUCUGCUGACGUCGGAGGUUCGGCUACGCGAUCUCAUCGAUGGCCAAACAACACAGGCAUGCACCCCAGGGGGCUCGGUUGCGACUUCCCAAGCUACCUCCUUGUCUUCCUCUUUGCAGUUUGCAGACGCAAGUGCUACCCUCUCGUUCAUUGCCGAGGAACUCGAGGCGACGUCUCAGCUAUGCAGGAGACUCUCCGGAAUGCCCCAGUCCCCUUCUACCUCAGCGUCCUCCACUUCCUUCUUGUCUUCCUCCCUUUCAUCCUCUUCUUCUUCCCUUUCGCCUCCUUUUUCGUUGCAGGACGUUCCUUCAUCUGCAACGACGGCUCACAGCAGUGACUCUUCGCGAGGUGCAGGCUGCGGCCGCGGCUCAUGUUCUGCUUCUCCCUCGUUGGUUUUCUCUUCUUGUCUCUCUGUUCCCUCUCUUGUCUCUGGGGGAGCCGACGGUGCUCAAGAUGCCGCGCUUUGCUCCGUGGCCGGGGCGGGUGAGGAGCUCUUCACGGGGCAGGAGACAGAAGAGACUUACAGAGAGAGAAAUGGGUGCAGUGAGCGGAACCAAGAAAAUGAGGCCCGAGUAGACACAGAUUCACCGACACCCGGAAACAGAGAGUUUUCAGAUAAAGCAGACACCCCCAAAAAUACACAAAACCUUCGCUGCACCACGUGCCGUGCCUCUUCGUUUUCGUCUUAUUCUUCCUCGUCGCUCUCUUCUUCGUCAACUCCCUGCUCUUCGUCUUCCUCGUCUCCCCGUUCUUCUUCUUCCUCGUCGCUCUCUUCUUCAUGUUCUUCUUCGCUGGCGUUGUCUUCGUCCUCUUCCUCCACUUCUUCUUCCUCGUCGCUCUCUUCUUCAUGUUCUUCUUCGCUGGCGUCGUCUUCGUCCUCUUCCUCCACUUCUUCUUCCUCGUCGCUCUCUUCUUCAUGUUCUUCUUCGCUGGCGUCGUCUUCGUCCUCUUCCUCCACUUCUUCUUCCUCGUCGCUCUCUUCUUCAUGUUCUUCUUCGCUGGCGUCGUCUUCGUCCUCUUCCUCCACUUCUUCUUCAUCCUCGCCUUCUCGUUCUCGCGUGAGUCGCGAGACACAAGGAAACACACGAGAGGAUGAGCACAGCAUUUUGGAUCUGUCCGAACUGCAUGCAGAACAGGACGCUGAAUCUGUCCGCGCUUUGAGCGACUCGGCUUCCGAGUCGCUGUCUCCGUUUCUCUCGACUGCGGCUGAAAUUCGUAUGUUGCUUCCGGACAAAGAAGAGGUUGCCGCGCUCUUCUCCUUCGUUUCUUGGAAAAGCUGCUUUUCAGCUGAUCCGAGCAAGCGCAGACGGUCGCGCAGAAACUCCAAAAGAGGCGCCGAGCCGUUGACGAGCGCAUGGCGUAUAGGGGCACCCCAGAGCCUCUUGGGAGCAGCUAGCCACUUGGGGACAAGACCCUCUCUUGCCGAGGUUGCCGCAGGUUCCUUCUCUAUGGUGCAGAACGGGGGCGACCAGGGAGACGAAGACGCGGGAGACAGACAGACAGGGGACGGACACAGCGAGGAAGAAACAGAGACCGAAGACGAAGAGGUGGAGGACAGCACAGGACAGCGGAGGAAGCCGGCAUCUACGAAGUUGAGAGAUUUGCUGAGAGCCUUCAGAGACAAACCUGGUGAAGCGGCGCACCCAGCGGCCGAAGAGACAGAGACAGAGGAGGUCGACGAAGAAGAAAGGCAAGCGCUUCUACAGAGACAGGGGGCGAGCGAGAGAGGAGACACGGCGGACGACGAAGCCGCACAAGCAGAGGCCCCCAGUUGCCUGGACGAGGCGGCCAUAGAAGACCUUUGGCUGCUUCAACAAACGAACGGGGAAACAAGGAAACUGCUGGAUAACGUAUUCCAUUGUUUGCAGCCCGUGACUUCUGCCGCUUUCGACGGAGGGGAGGCGGCGUCUUCACCUCCGACUUUCUGGCGCCCCAGAGGCGCUGCUAUGUCGCCUCGACGGUGCUUUCUCCCCUUGGUUUGCGAGCGAAGACAAGCAGAAGUCGAAGGUGGAGAGACUGAAGAGGGCGCACUCGAGCGGCAAGAAUUGGCGCAACGCGUUCAAACCUUGCGCUCUGCCUUCACUGGGGCAGUCCCCUCUUUCUUCGCCGACUGUCGCUUUUUCUCUGCCAGUACACCCCGCAGAUGUCCGACGGCAAGGCGCAGAGCCUUUUCCUCGGCUGGCUCGCCCCCCUGCCGCAGGGGAGACGGAGACGGCGAGACAGGAGAAAUCCAACCGAGAAGGAGGACCUUGAGGCAGCUUCCCCAGAGAGAGGAGAAAGCAGCAACCGGGCCAGCUUCGCCUCUGGCGCGCGCUUUGCCUUCUUCUGCACGUCGCCGAACAGAAGCGAGAAAUCCCGAGGAAACCCAAACGAAGGAGGAAGAACAUGGGGAGGCAGGGAAGGUGGAAGAGCCUCUUUUCUGUGCAGAAGGUGGAGAAGAAGAGGAACGAGGGGGGGGAGCGAAGAAGCUGAAAGAGAGAGAGACGAAGCAAGAGGAAGAGACGAGAGAGAGACCAGAAGAAGUGGAGGAAGCUACGGUACUUGAAUCGAGUAGAGAGAGUCGCUCUGCCUUAGGCUGUCACUGCUUUGCAUCGGCCUUUAGAACGUCGGCCUCAUUGCCCCCUUUCGCUUCUGCCAGUAGCUCUGAGAACGCCUUGGGUAAGAGCGAAUUGAAGGAGGACGCGGUAGCUUUGCAAAUCGACGACAGUCCCAAGGCGUCGGAAUCCGGAGAAGGAAGGAGCGUUGAAGUCCCCGAACCGGCAGACGAGGGACGAAUGGCUUCAGGAACUCAAAACGGUCCAUGUCAGAAUGAAGAAGAAGUGUAUGAGAAGAAACCGACAGAACCAGGGACAGGAAUAAACGAGCAAGAGCAUGCGCCAGCACCUCGUUCUUCCGCCCUCACGGCUGUCCAUACUCCCGACGACAGACCCGUGGGCAAGGAAACAGGAGACAGAUACGAACCCCUGGGGGAGAGGCAGACAGGCCAUGGAGAAGACGCGAAAGGGGAGAGCGAUCCAGAUAAGAAACAAGGCGCUCUGCAGCCUUCACUGUUGCAGGGGGAAACGCGAGUAUCUGAAGAGCGAAGCAAACCCCCACCAUUGUUGUCAGAAGAUUCACAAGAAACAGAGGAAGAACAGGAGUCAAUCAUGGGGAGUUUCACCCUUCAAGAACUCUCUUCUUCGAUCUCCGGCAAGCGUCCCUUUCGGCAGUCGGGUUUGAAGACACCUGAGGCGGACCCUCUCGCAUCGCCAGCUUGCUCUGAAUUUACAUUUGCCAUCGACUUUUCUCCGCAGCCGUCUGAACGUGCAGGCGCAGCUCACACCUCUGCGCCUGAGGCUUCUUUCUACUCCAACUUAUCUUCGGAGACACGACAGAGUCCAGAAACUGAGUCUGUGUCAAAGGGGGUUCCUCAGAUGAAGUUAACCUUGCCCAGGUCUAGGGCGCCGUCUUCUUCUCUGUCGUCUUCUUCCUCUUCUGCCUCGUCUGUGUGCGUUUCUUCUUCCUCUUCUGCAUCUUCCUGCUCCACCUCGUCUAUGAUUCUGUCUUUCUCGUCUUCUUCGUCUGUCCCGUCUCUCUCUUGGGGUCCUUCUUCCUCUACUCCUUCCUCUUCUUCUUUCGGGUGCGACGAGAGUGACCUACCGGCUCAGUUUGCCUCUUCUGCUUCGACCGUCAAGGACAGACUGCUAUGCUUAAGUGGGCAUCAGAACGUGGAGAGGGCUGCGAGCGAGACGGGAAGAGAAGAAACGGCGACAAAGACAAGCGACGAGACUCUGGACGCCGCUGGAGCACUCGGAGACACACACACAAAAGAAUCUGCAUGUGACGUUGUCGCGAAUGGGCAUGUCAACAAGAGGCUGGCCGACGCUGGCGACGAAGCUCCUUCGUGCCCACCCCACAGCGAGGUCCGCGAUGGAGACAGUGCGGGCAAGGCGCGCGAGCCUCCACCCGAGAGGCUUCUCACCAGCGACUCCGCCGAGACAGCGUCGCACAUGUGGCUUGGCUCUUCAGUCUGCAUUUGGGAAGCAAACGAAGGAGAGAAAUGCCAAGACACUUCAGCGGAGCCACAGACUCGAACUUGCGCCAUCCAAGCAACAGAAGAAGGCAUGUACACGCUGUCGCCUCUUUGUGCGACGGGUCCUGGAGGUCUUCUGUACGUCGCCACAGAAGUACCAGCUGGACAACGGGAGGUGGAAGUACACCCCAGAGCUCUUCUUCGCUCUCCUCUCGGCUCUCAGGCUGGCGGCUGGGGCCGUACGAGGAGUCGCCGAGGCGGAGCCGAACGGAGGCACGCGCCCGGGCGGGAGAGACACCCAGCAAAAGAAGCUGUCACGACCCGGGCAAAAAUCGAGGAAUGGAGGCAUGCAGGGGACAUCGAGAAGUUUAGAAAAGUCUGUUUCCUGGGACGUUCGAACUCUGCGUCUGACUCUAAAACGUACGUUGUCGAAAAGCCUCUCGCCCAUCCUGGUCCCUCUCUGGUAGCUUCCCAUGAGGAAGCGAGGGAGAGUGGGGAACCAGCAAAGAAUGAGAGAAAAGGUAGAACUCGACAUCCAGGUGAGAGAAAAGAAGGCUCAAAUAGCAUGCUGGAUCGACACAAACUGGGUUCCGAAGAGACGCAGGAGACACCUGGAUCUGUCCGUUCCUCCGGACUAAAGCGGCCUUCUCUCGCGCGCCUCAGGGGGCUGCCAGAACUUCUGUUGAGACACGCGACGCAUUUUUCUCGGAGCCCGAGGGUGGUUGGGAACGACGGUUCGCGAGACCAGACGGAGUUAUCAAACGAAGAAAUAACAAAGAGCCGUGAGAGGGAACGUUGCGGUUCUCGUUCAACGCGGAUUCAGACGCUUCUUUCUCAGUCCGUUUUGUCCCCCAAAGAGGCCAGAAAUCUGCGACAGCGAGAGAGGAAAAGUUCUCGCGAGCGACAGGGUGCAGAACGCUUAUGCAGGAGGAGCGAACGCGAAGGUUCAGCAUCCAGGCCCUCGUCGCCUGCCUCUCUCCGUCAGCCUUCGCGUAUCUCUGCAGGUUCAUCUUCUCGUCCUGCUUCCUCUUCUCCCUCGGCGCCUUCGUCCGUCUGUCCCCACAAACCUGCAUCAGGACUUCGCCAGAGAGGUCCUCGCCGUGCAGGCAGCGAUGUCUCAGCAGAGAGAAGGGAACAGAACAUGCCAGAGGAGAAGCGCGGCGACGGAGGUCACUGUCGUCUCUCCCUGGCGUCUGGGCGCGAGCCUCAAAGGGUCUCUCUUCCAAAUAUGGCCUUCCAAAGAAGACCCAUCAUGCGCGCGGGCGUCUCACCGGUCCCCUCCAAAACUCCAAUCAUCUCUCCCGCUUCGCUUCCUUCGUCGUUCCAAGUUUUCUCGACGCCGCGGAACUUGUGGUGUUUGUCAGACUCCACGCCUUGCCGCGCUUUACGUUCCACGACAACGCCUGAGUCUUUUGCUGGCUCUUCCGUUUCUUCUCCCGUCGAGGUUCAUUCACUCGCUUCUUCGUCUUUGUCUUCCCCGCCUUGCGAGCGUCUUCCCGACGACCCAGUCGACAGCAUGCGCCUCGUGAAGGCCAAACUUCGACUCGCCCGAGCGGCGCAACGCGGCCCUGUCUCGUCCUUGGUCUCGGCUUCUCCGGGGAAACUGAACGAGAAAGGCCGCGCGUUUCCUUGUCGCAGCGCUGCCUCAGAGGGACAUGGAGACGACUCACAGAGGUUCUUUCAGUUCCUGCGCAAGACCUUUGAAGCAGGAGGAGAAGGUAAGUAUGCGUCCGUUCUCCGGCCCCUCACGUCUGCAGCUCGUCCCUCGUUCGUGUCUGGCUCUUCACCGUUCUCUCCCUUGUUCGCGUGUCCUGCGUUUCGUCAGCCACCGGCUCCUAAAGCUGUGACAUUGACUCCAGAAGACAAGACAGCCCGCUACAGCAGAUGCUUUUCCUCGUCUGCGACUCUCGAAGACCAACGCGUCGCAGCCAUCCCUUUACCCCACUGUUCACUGACGCCUGCCAGUCUUCUCCGUAACUCCAGAGGUGCCUUUUCUGCCCUCGAGUUCCAGCGUUUGCCGACUGCCUCGUGUUCCGGCCUUGCCGGCGAGGUCCUUGCAGCGGAGUGGGCGACGCGACAAAAAGGCGAAGGAGACAAACGGGCUCUUUUCAGAGACGAGAAGCGCGCGCGUGGAUAGAUCAAGACCAGGUGCAGAAAGAGGAAUCUUCUAGAGAGAAGGCGAGAGAGCGCAAAGGUGAAUGCGAGGUGCAAACCGAAGAAGGGGGUUCAGAGCAGUCAAGACAUUGAGAACGGAGAGGGUUGCCUCAGCGCGAAUGAUAAGAGGCGGCAGGAGUUGGCCCGAUAAGGGGAAAGGAAAUACCACAACAGAGGCACACACCAGGCAAGCGUCGAUUGAGUUUUCAGGCUCGCUGAAGCUCUCAAAAAAAUGACAGAACGUCCAGCUGGUGUUUCGCCAUCUUGGUGGGGUUUUGGCGGUCAGACUGCGAUACGGUGGAAGAGAAACGCGGGCGAGAAAUAAAAGCGUUUAUACGCGCGUGAGGGCACGGACGAGAAACACAACGACACACACACACAGAGGGAUGCUCCGGAAGUCUGUGUACACCGCGUAAACAGAAGGAACUCGUGAGGAGACGAAAGCGAAGGGCAGGAGGCGCUAGCACGCGUGUCGCGGAUGAACGAUAAACAACGGAUAGUUGGGAACGUACAGUUGGUGCGCGUUUGCUUCCCCUAGUCACAAAGUGGGGACAUGUUGCCAGUCAAUUCGUCGCUCCUUGAGUUCCUAGGAAGUUCUGAAGAGAGUCUCUCCCUCACUUUGCCUUAAAUGUCCGAUUCGGCAUUUCCCUGUCACGGAAACGACAGCCACCCGCCUCUCUUUCAAGAACAUUCCACGUGUCAUGAAAUGGGAGGCUCUACUUUGGAUCGUGGAGAGUGGCACGAGGACGUUCCCGUAGGAUUCCCGAAACAUUAUGCUUUGGUCGCGCGUCUUUUUGUCUCUCUUCGAACUCUUCGCUCCCGUCGUCGUGCGUUACGCUUGGAGAGGUGACACGCAAAACGCCUUUUCUUGGAAAGAAGACAGGUAAGCCACUUUCGAAAUUGCUUCCGUUUGAACGGCGACAAACUGCUGCCUCUCUACCUGGCUCUACCAAGGCGAGCGAAACAGCUCUCUAGAGAGCGCGAAAUACGGU